AUGCAGAGAACUGUUCUUUUAAGAAAUCUUCUUGAUGUCGUUGAGGAAGUACAGGUAGCAUGGUUGGAGAUUAGAAAUAUGACACUGGCUAGCUUUCAUUCUCCAUCAGCUAAGCAGUUGGAUUUGCAGCUUGCUUUCAUUGAUUUUGAAAGUGGUAUAAAGGUGACAAUGACUCUUGACGUGACGUGUUUGAAAUGUGGGGUCUAUACAUCAGAUAUCCUACCUUAUCGUUUACAGACUCCCGCCACUGGGAUAGAAAACUUAAAGCAUCAAGCACUCUCAGCUGAAAUCAAAGCAGCGGUUGAGAACCUUAGAGCUGGAUAUUUGAGGAUUAUAAGGCUUUGUAGAUGUGUUUCCCAGGUGAUGCAAUCUUCAGGCAAGUGCUGAGGUUUUCUAGCAUCUUUAAAAGAACAUAAGGGCGUCAACAAUUUGUUGGAGGCCUCUCUCUGUUGCUUGUGUGAUUGCAAACUGUACUACGAAAGUGAUGACUUGCCCCGACUUCCUUAGUAAGUCUUUUAUUAGCUUUCUUUCUCGAAUUCGUGGAACAUUUUUUUGUGGUUGUGUAAGUCUUUGUAGUGGAGCAC
Hibiscus syriacus is the source of this 584-nucleotide messenger RNA. RefSeq lists its product as uncharacterized. NCBI's taxonomy places the organism in Eukaryota, Viridiplantae, Streptophyta, Magnoliopsida, Malvales, Malvaceae. The coding region runs from base 1 to 387 and encodes 128 amino acids. The transcript has 3 exons. The record is from RefSeq and is a predicted model, not a curated record.